This is a messenger RNA of Leptosomus discolor (cuckoo roller), 1054 nucleotides long. The record is from RefSeq and is a predicted model, not a curated record. Lineage: Eukaryota; Metazoa; Chordata; Aves; Leptosomiformes; Leptosomidae.
AACUACCAGCUUCAUUCAGGAGAGGUUAACGGUGGACUCCCCUCCGUGUCUGGCUUUUCCUCUGCCUCCACGCCGUACGGUGUCUCCAGUCACACGCCCCCCAUCAGCGGGACGGACAGCAUGAUGGGUAACAGAGGAACCACAGCUGGGAGCUCAGGAGACGCGCUCGGGAAGGCACUAGCUUCAAUUUAUUCCCCUGAUCACUCUAGCAAUAACUUCUCAUCAAACCCCUCUACACCAGUCGGCUCCCCUCAGGGCCUUGCAGGCACAUCCCAGUGGUCGCGAGCGAGCGGACAGGGUGCCUUAUCUCCCAGCUACGAAGGGAGCCUCCACACUUUACAAAACAAAAUGGAAGACAGGUUGGACGAAGCCAUCCACGUGCUGAGGAAUCACGCCGUGGGCCAGACAGCCACCAUGCCCAGCAACCACGGGGACAUGCAUGGGCUCCUGGGCUCAGCGCCGGCCCACAGCGCCGCCGUGGGCAGCCUGGGCCAGGCCUUCCCUGCCUCGGUCAUGUCCUUGGGGAACAGGCACCCGAGUCUGGUGGGAGGAGGUCACCCCGAAGACGGGUUGUCCAGCAACCCCAGCAUGCUCCACAACCAUGUCACACUUCCGUCACAGCCCAGCUCACUCCCUGACCUCAACAGGCAGCAAGACACGUACAGCGGCUUGUCAGGGGGGCUGGGGCGAAGCAGCGUCUCCUCGGGAACCAGCGAAAUAAAGAGGGAAGAGAAGGAGGACGAAGAGAACACGUCGGUGGCAGAUAACUCAGAAGAGGAGAAGAAGGAGCUGAAACCCUCCCGGAACAGAACAAGUCAAGAUGAGGAUGAGGAGGACGAUCUUCUUCCCCCAGAGCAAAAAGCCGAGAGAGAGAGAGAAAGGAGGGUCGCCAAUAAUGCCCGUGAGCGCCUGCGGGUCCGUGACAUCAACGAGGCCUUUAAAGAGCUCGGACGCAUGUGCCAACUCCACCUAAACAGCGAAAAACCGCAGACCAAACUGCUAAUCCUACACCAGGCCGUAUCAGUCAUACUGAACCUGGAGCAACAAGUUAGAG